Molecule: messenger RNA, 1019 nt
Organism: Fomitopsis serialis
Lineage: Eukaryota; Fungi; Basidiomycota; Agaricomycetes; Polyporales; Fomitopsidaceae
Exons: 9
Coding region: 117-809 (230 amino acids)
Source: RefSeq, a predicted model, not a curated record
GCCGUUCAAUCGCGUUGCCGACUCUGAGUGACCACCCAUCCUGGAGUCGUUCCUGCAUCCUCUCUUCAUCCAGGACUCGCAACACAAUAUGCGACGUGCACAAAGUACUAGACACUAUGGCGCCCAUCGAAACGCCAGAGGAAUCCACGGAAGACGUUCUGCGACGACAGCUCAUUGAGAAGACAGAGAGUGCGACAGAGUACGCUAUCGUCACUGCACAACUACAGACCCAGAUCCAAUCGCUGCAGGCCCAGCUGGCGCAGCGACCACCACUAAACGCCGUUCAAGAGUUGCAGAAGGAAUACACGAAUCUUGAUAUCCUCUUGCAAGGAACUCAACGGGAGAACGAGCGAUGCAUGACUGAGCUAGAGAGAGGGAAGGUACGAGAGAAGAUGUUGGAGCGCGAGUUGGAGAAGCUGGCAGGGGUGAACUGGCAGGCGAAUCUCAAUAUCGUUCCUUCGACUACGCCUUCAGUCAUGCCCUCACGCGCGCCGACAGACUCCCGGGCAGUGAACGCUACGGCGCAGACCACUCUGGCUCACAUCGAGCAAGUCCGGAUGCUCAUCCUCGGAAUGGAGCAACGGCUGCAGUCCCGGGAGGAUAAAUUGAUGAAGACCAUCGAGCGUGCGGAAACCGAAGGUGCUCGAUUCGAACAUAGGAUAGCCGGCGUGAUGGAGAGUGGGAGGGAGACCGGCGACAGCGGUAGAGCUGAGUCGUCUCAGUCGGGGGUCAAUUUUGAGAUCCAGUUUUACUCACUUGCCACGAUAACCAAAUCUCGUGGGCUUCCGGAAGGCAAGGGCUGGCGGUAACCCCUGCAUUCUUGUAGCCCUGACAGCCAGUCACAUCUGGUUCGGAGAGAAAUUAGUGGGAGCAUAGGGCCCGGGUACGUGGCACGUGAGGGCGGUGGUGGUAGAUUUUAGUCGCGAGAAUUGAGGAUGAUGCAGACCCCGCGAUGUCAUGUAUCAGUACGAUCAUGGCUUCGAUGCUGAGAGCUGUCUUAACAUAACACGUACCCUCUG